Molecule: messenger RNA, 811 nt
Organism: Pistacia vera
Lineage: Eukaryota; Viridiplantae; Streptophyta; Magnoliopsida; Sapindales; Anacardiaceae
Product: actin-related protein 2/3 complex subunit 4
Exons: 8
Coding region: 144-653 (169 amino acids)
Biological process (GO): actin filament polymerization; Arp2/3 complex-mediated actin nucleation
Cellular component (GO): actin cytoskeleton; Arp2/3 protein complex
Molecular function (GO): actin filament binding
Source: RefSeq, a predicted model, not a curated record
UUUCCCAAACUGCAAGGAUGUAGAUGUCAUAAACUCUAACCAUACUUGAACGUCACUUCUUCUCAGGUCGCAGCUCACAACAAACGAUCACAAACCCAGAAUCUCACAGACACUGAAUUCGGAGUCAAGCCAAUUCCGUAAUCAUGGCCAGCUCAUUGCGAUUGUAUCUGGCGUGCAUUCGCAACACGCUUGAUGCCGCCAUGUGUUUGCAGAACUUUCCUUGUCAAGAAGUUGAAAGACAUAAUAAGCCAGAGGUUGAGUUAAAGACCAGCCCUGAACUUCUACUGAAUCCUAUUUUGAUAUGUCGAAAUGAAGCUGAAAAAUGUUUAAUUGAAACAUCUAUCAACUCACUUCGCAUAAGCCUGAAGGUAAAGCAGGCAGAUGAACUUGAAAACAUACUAACUAAAAAGUUUCUCAGAUUUUUGUCAAUGAGGGCAGAAGCAUUUCAAGUGUUGAGGAGAAAGCCAGUACAGGGUUAUGACAUCAGCUUUCUCAUCACAAACUAUCAUUGUGAAGAGAUGCAGAAACACAAGCUUAUAGAUUUUAUUGUGCAGUUCAUGGAGGACAUUGAUAAAGAGAUAAGUGAAUUGAAAAUGUCGGUUAACACAAGAGGAAGGCUGGUGGCUACCGAGUUUCUGAAGCAAUUCGUUUGAAGAUUAGAAAUCUCUGUGGUUUGGCUCUCUGAUUUUAGGUCGCUGACCAUUGUAUGAAUCAAGUUUGUCAAUUAUAUUCAUUACCUUUCAAGAUGUAUCUCUUCACUGUUUAUGUACUUUCAGGAUCUUUGUAAAUGUAUGAAGCGGUUGAAGAUGAA